Rotaria sp. Silwood2 is the source of this 216-nucleotide messenger RNA. The record is from the annotation of a GenBank genome assembly. Lineage: Eukaryota; Metazoa; Rotifera; Eurotatoria; Philodinida; Philodinidae.
AUGUCGUUUCAAAAUGUUCCUUAUAUUACUCUCAAUGGUAAUAAAAUUAAUAAUAAUAAACAUGUUUGUCAAUCUCUAUCACAUCUAUCAUGUUCAUAUCGUCAUUCAUUGUUAACAAUCCAAAAUAGUUCAUUAUAUCAAGGUAGUCUUAGUCGUAUAUCUUUACCUAAUAAAAUGAUCGAUGAUUCUCAUCGAAAUGAAACAAAAGUUCAAUCA